Molecule: messenger RNA, 720 nt
Organism: Thlaspi arvense
Lineage: Eukaryota; Viridiplantae; Streptophyta; Magnoliopsida; Brassicales; Brassicaceae
Source: the annotation of a GenBank genome assembly
AUGGUCUCGAGAAUUUUUCGAUCAAGAGCUUCAGGAGGUGGAAAGCCUCUUCACUGGACAUCAUGCCUAAAAAUAGCAGAGGACUUGGCUACAGGACUAGUUUACAUUCACCAGAACCCGGGCCUAACCCAUGGCAACCUCAAGUCGUCAAAUGUACUAUUGGGGUCCGACUUUGAGUCCUGCCUCACAGAUUACGGGCUAACCCCAUUCAGAAACCCAGAUUCAGUGGAGGAGUCCAGUGCUUCUUCCCUCUUCUAUAGAGCCCCUGAAUGCCGCAACAUUCGUAGGGCACCCACCCAACAAGCAGACGUAUACGGCUUCGGGGUUCUUCUACUGGAGCUGCUAACAGGGAAGACUCCAUUCCAGGACCUUGUUCAAGAACAUGGAUCAGACAUCCCACAGUGGGUUCGAUCAGUGAGAGAAGAAGAGACAGAGUCAGGGGACGACCCUACAGCUUCGAGCAAUGAGGCCUCUGAAGAGAAACUCGGGGCUCUUUUGAACAUUGCAAUGGCUUGUGUGUCACUUUCACCGGAGAACCGGCCAGCAAUGAGGGAGGUAUUGAGGAUGAUAAGGGAGGUCAGGACUGAAGCCCAGGUAUCUUCCAAUAGCAGCGAUCAUUCACCUGGGCGUGGUCGGAUACUGUGCAGAGCUUACCCCGGAAGAGCAUUUGAGCAUAUGAUCAUCAUCGCAGUAUUUAAUUAUUUGAGUGCUUCUUUACAA